Messenger RNA from Pungitius pungitius (ninespine stickleback), 1329 nucleotides. RefSeq lists its product as uncharacterized. Gene Ontology annotation, cellular component: cytoplasm. Gene Ontology annotation, molecular function: oxidoreductase activity. NCBI's taxonomy places the organism in Eukaryota, Metazoa, Chordata, Actinopteri, Perciformes, Gasterosteidae. The record is from RefSeq and is a predicted model, not a curated record. Bases 339 to 1151 code for a protein of 270 amino acids. The transcript has 7 exons.
AGUCUUGACAUCAUUGCACACAAUGUCGCUGGUGUAUCCUGCACAGCUGGAAUGACCACAUUUUUGAAAUGAUUGCAAAAUGUGCGCCGUCGAAAGACAACGCCGCGGAAGAGGUUAGAGAAGUCUGGCAGCUCUUGUUUUGACUGAAGUCGGACAGAAAGCAGUGCUAGAGUCACUGAGGACUUUCAACACAGUCCACACUAAAUGCAUGAGGGCAAGAGUCCUACCUCCUGUUACACAGCUAUAUAAAGUGCAUGACGCACCAGUGCUGCAGCAGCACAGCGACACAGCCAGAGAGAGUAGUCAGACGGCUCCGGACUGACAGUUGAUCAGCAGACAUGGCAGAGAAGCUGAAGGGCAACAUCUUAGUGACCGGGGCCAACAGAGGCAUCGGUUUGGAGCUGGUCCAGCAGCUGGCAGAGACGACGGGACGGGACGCUCACAUCUACGCCUGCUGCAGAGCGCCUGAGGGAAGCGGAGCUCAGGUGAGACACUUCCAUGCCCUGAGAGACCUUACAACUCAAUAUCCUGGAAAAGUCACUAUAAUGAAACUAGACGUGUCGGAUGAGGACAGCAUAUCGGCUGCUUUCCAGGCUUUGAACAAGCAGCUUGGGGCCGGCGGGUUGAACCUCCUCAUUAACAACGCUGCCAUUAACCAACCGGGCUCUCCGGGACCGCUCUCUGCCACCGGGAAACAGGACAUGAUGCAGGUGUACGAAACCAAUGUGGUCGGCCCCUUCCUCAUCGCCAAGAUGUUUCUUCCUCUCCUCCAGAGAGCCGCAGAAAUGGACUCGCCUCAAAAGGAGGGUGAUAAAAUGUCCUGCAGGAGGUCGGCCAUCAUCAACAUGUCCACGCUUGUCUCAUCCAUAGAGAAAUGUCCAGAGACCUUUGCACAGGCGCAGAUGUACUCGUACAGGGCCAGCAAGGCAGCACUGAACAUGGUGACUCGCUGUCAAUCGGAGGACUUCAAGAGACACAACAUACUGGUGACCGCAAUCCACCCUGGCUGGGUCCGCACUGGGAUGGGAGGAAAAGAGGCUCCUUUAUCCACGCAGGAAAGCGUGCACGGCAUGCUCACCAUGAUGUCAUCACUCAGCGACAAAGACUGUGGGAUGCUGCUUGACUGGCAGGGCAACGGGAUCCCCUGGUAGCGGUCGCCGAUCCCUCCAGGGCCUGUCAAUCACAACCCUUUUUAACAAUGAAAAUUGUGUUCUCUUAGUGGAAGUAGUUACUUAAAUAGCCCAUCAAAGUGGGUCACUUUUUAUAUUUGUGAAGCGGAUGCAUUAAGUUGGACUCCACCUGUGGAGUACAUUAAAAGCCAUGCGUGUG